Messenger RNA from Talpa occidentalis (Iberian mole), 2356 nucleotides. It is a transcript of the gene DUS3L, whose product is annotated as dihydrouridine synthase 3 like. Bases 1 to 2007 code for a protein of 668 amino acids. Gene Ontology annotation, molecular function: flavin adenine dinucleotide binding; metal ion binding; RNA binding. Lineage: Eukaryota; Metazoa; Chordata; Mammalia; Eulipotyphla; Talpidae. Gene Ontology annotation, biological process: tRNA processing. The record is from RefSeq and is a predicted model, not a curated record. The transcript has 13 exons.
AUGGCGGGGGGAGAGGCGGAGGCGCCGGCAAGGAGUGGCAGCGGCGGCGACUCGGGAGCCGGCGCGCCGGACUGCGGAGUGGCGCCCAUUAAACGCCAAUACCUCACCACCAAGGAGCAGUUCCACGAAUUUCUGGAAACCAAAGGACAAGAGAAUCCCAACUGGGAGACAGGGGCAGGAAACCCUGGUGGCAUUGAUGGUGCUGAGCCUGAGGCCAAGAGGAUCCGACUGGAAGAUGGGCAGAAAGAGGACAAGCAGAAGGAUGAGGCAGAGGAAGCCAAGGAGCAGCCACAGGCUCAGAAGAGGGCCCGGGGCCAGAACAAGGCCCGGCCCCAUGUGAAGCCCACCCACUAUGACAAGAACAGGCUGUGCCCCUCCCUGGUGCAGGAGUCAGCUGACAAGUGUCUCUUUGGUGACCGCUGCCGCUUCCUGCAUGAUGUGGGCCACUACCUGGAGACCAAGCCACCUGACCUGGGCCCACGCUGUGUGCUCUUUGAAACCUUUGGCAGGUGCCCCUAUGGUGUCACCUGCCGCUUUGCUGGAGCCCACCUAGGACCUGAGGGUCAGAACCUGGUGCAGGCAGAUUUGGUCCAGGCCCCGCCCAUCCGCAACAGCCUGGACAAGGCACUGCAGCAGCAGCUGCGAAAACGAAAGGUCUACUUUGAACGUGCUGAGCAGGCUCUGCGCCAGCUAAGCAAGGGCCAGCUGCCAGGCUCCAUACCCACUGCCACUGUCCCCAAGGUCAUAGGGGCUGAUGGUGCCCCAGGGCAGGAAAACUGUGAUGCCCAACAAGCCCCACUGGAGCAGGAUGCCAGUGCCCCUCCCAGCAGCCCUGUGCAGACCUGUGGGCCCCUGACUGAUGAGGACAUAAUCAGGCUACGGUCCUGUGAGAAGAAACGGGUUCGUGUCUGGUGCUCCCUGCUGAGGACACUAGCAGUGUGUGUGAGGGGAGGGCUGGACAUCAGUGGCAAACUGUACCUGGCCCCCCUCACCACGUGUGGGAACCUGCCCUUUCGGAGGAUCUGUAAGCGCUUUGGCGCUGACGUGACAUGUGGGGAGAUGGCUGUUUGCACCAACCUGCUGCAGGGGCAGACAUCUGAGUGGGCCCUACUCAAACGCCACUCGUGUGAGGACAUCUUUGGCAUCCAGCUGGAAGGCGCCUUCCCCGACACCAUGACCAAGUGUGCCGAGCUGCUGAACCGCACCAUCGAGGUGGACUUCGUGGACAUCAACGUCGGCUGCCCCAUCGACCUCGUGUACAAGAAGGGCGGGGGCUGUGCCCUCAUGAACCGCUCGGCCAAGUUCCAGCAGAUCGUCCGCGGCAUGAACCAGGUGCUGGACGUGCCGCUGACGGUGAAGAUCCGCACGGGCAUCCAGGAGCGCGUGAACCUGGCGCACCGGCUGCUGCCUGAGCUGCGGGACUGGGGGACCGCCCUGGUCACGCUCCACGGCCGCUCUCGGGAGCAGCGCUACACCAAGUUGGCCGACUGGCAGUACAUCCAGCGGUGUGUGACGGCGGCCAGCCCCAUGCCCCUGUUUGGGAACGGGGACAUCUUAUCGUACGAGGAUGCCAACUGCGCCCUGCAGACCGGCGUCUCGGGAAUCAUGAUUGCCCGCGGCGCCCUGCUCAAGCCAUGGCUGUUCACAGAGAUCAAGGAGCAGCGGCACUGGGACAUCUCGUCCUCCGAGCGCAUGGACAUCCUGCGGGACUUCACACACUACGGCCUGGAGCACUGGGGCUCGGACACACAGGGCGUGGAGAAGACCCGCCGUUUCCUCCUCGAGUGGCUCUCUUUCCUGUGCAGGUAUGUGCCCGUGGGCCUGCUGGAGCGGCUCCCACAGAGGAUCAAUGAGCGGCCGCCCUACUACAUGGGCCGCGACUACCUGGAGACGCUCAUGGCCAGCCAGAAGGCGGCGGACUGGAUCCGCCUCAGCGAGAUGCUGCUGGGCCCUGUGCCACCCAACUUCGUCUUCCUGCCGAAGCACAAGGCCAAUGCCUACAAGUAGUAGGAGGAGGGUGGCGGUGGGGAGGCAUCUGAAACACGGAGGGCCUCCCAGUGCGUGAGAUGACAAUAAAUUUUAUUCUUGUAAGACAUGGCUCUUUCUUAGACGCUGAGGCUGCCCCUUUUUGCUCCAGGGAACUUUCCCUGGACCAUAGACCUGCCCUGUCCCUGGCAACACCCCCCUCCCCAUUCACUCAUUCUAUUCCUGUGGGCUCAGAGAAGCCUUGGCCAUAAAGGAGCCACCUUGACUCACCGGGGGGUCAGCCUGUGUGGGUGUGAACCCGGCCCACUGCCUGCACGAGGGCCCCUCAGGACCGUCAGCUGGGCAUCGCCGGCGGGGGCAGAAGGCAGAG